Messenger RNA from Triticum aestivum (bread wheat), 1828 nucleotides. Its product is annotated as protein FORGETTER 1. The record is from RefSeq and is a predicted model, not a curated record. NCBI's taxonomy places the organism in Eukaryota, Viridiplantae, Streptophyta, Magnoliopsida, Poales, Poaceae. Gene Ontology annotation, biological process: regulation of DNA-templated transcription. Gene Ontology annotation, cellular component: nucleus. Gene Ontology annotation, molecular function: histone binding; chromatin DNA binding.
UUGCUUUAUUUUUAUCUACAAUGCAGAAUAUGUACGGAAAGGCAGCCGAAUUCUGGGCGGACUUGCGCCUUGAGCUCCUAUCAGCAGGUGAAAUCUCUGGAGAAGAGAAAGGUGUUUCAAAUCAAAUAUGGCGGCUAUAUUGGUCCAGUCAUCAGCGUUUCUUCAGGCAUAUGUGCAUGUCUGCGAAGGUCCCUGCUGUUGUGAAGUUGGCUAAGGAGGCUUUGGCUGAGAACAAAUGUGUGGUGAUUGGUCUUCAGAGUACUGGAGAGGCUCGAACAGAGGAAGCUGUCACAAAAUAUGGUGUUGAAAUGGAAGACUUUGUUUCUGGUCCCCGGGAGCUUCUUCUGAAGCUGGUGGAAGAAAAUUACCCUUUACCUCCAAAACCUGAUACUUUUCAGCAAGGUGAAGAAAAAGUCACGGAGAUCCAGCGUAAGCGGCAUUCUCCACAAGAUGUAUCUUUUAAAGGGCGAGUUAGGAAAGUAGCAAAAAUGGAAGAUGUGAGCGAUGAUGAUAGUGGUGACUAUUCUCCAUCUGAGUCAUCAGACCAUGAAUCAUCAGAAUCGGAUGAGGAGUUCCACAUGUGUCAAAUCUGCAACUCAGAGGAGGAGAAGAGUCUAUUGCUCAAUUGCUCUGGUUGUUCUCUACGUGUUCAUCCUAGCUGUCUGACACCACCUUGGACUGGUAUGUUGACUGAUGAUUGGUCAUGCUACUCAUGUAAGAAGAUAGAAGGCCAGGAAAUGGAGCAUGAUGCUAAUGUAGCUGAUUUUUCAAAGAGGUAUGACUCCGCAGUAGAGAGAAAGUUGAAGAUUUUGGAUGUCAUACGUUCCUUGGAUCUCCCUAAUAAUCCUCUGGAUGAUAUCAUUGAUCAGCUAGGGGGGCCUGACAAGGUCGCAGAAAUAACUGGACGACGUGGUAUGCUAAUAAGAGCUUCAGAUGGAAAAGGCGUUAUUUAUCAGGCGCGGAACGCGAAAGAAGUCUCAAUGGAGAUGAUCAAUAUGCAUGAAAAGCAGCAGUUCAUGGAUGACAAAAAACUAAUUGCAAUUAUAUCUGAAGCGGGAUCAGCUGGUGUUUCCCUACAUGCUGACAGAAGGGCAAAAAACCAGAGAAGGAGAGUACAUGUAACACUAGAACUCCCCUGGAGUGCAGACCGUGCAAUACAGCAGUUUGGGAGAACACAUCGCUCUAAUCAAACAUCUGCACCACAAUAUAGGCUUCUUUUUACAAAUCUUGGUGGUGAAAAGCGAUUUGCAUCAAUUGUGGCAAAAAGACUCGAGUCUCUUGGAGCUUUAACACAAGGCGAUCGCAGGGCUGGACCUUCUCUAAGUGCUUUCAACUACGAUAGCACUUAUGGGAAAAAGGCGCUAACCAUGGUGUAUAGGGGAAUAAUGGAGCAGGAUUCUUUUCCAGUUGUUCCUCCGAGGUGUUCUGACAACCAGGCCAGCAUCGAAGAAUUCAUUACUGAGGCAAAGGUUGCUCUAGUAUCAGUUGGAAUUAUAAGGGAUGCCACAGUAUGUAAGUUUAUCUAAAGACUCGGUUCCUUUCUGUUUUUAUGCUUUCAUAUGUAUGUUUAUCUAAAUACCCGGUUCCUUUCUGUUUUUAUGCUUUCAUUGCUAAAUGAAUAUUGUAUGUGUGUGCAUUUUUAAAGCUUAAUGUGCUUACAUUUCCGCCUAUUUUUGUCACCUGUUUGCUACUCCCUCUGUCCCAUAUUAAUUGACGCCCAAAUGGAUGUAUCUAGCACUGGAUACAUUCAUUUCAGCGUCAAUUAAUAUGGGACGGAGGGAAUAUCUUUCAUCUGUUUUUUUCCUGGCAUAAGUUGUUAAUACUCCCU